UGUGGAAUAUUUCCAAGAAAACUUGAGGGCACAAGAAAUGCCGGAGUUAUACAGCUUUUUGCUUUAUCUGCAAGAAAAGAUUGGUCAAAAUGUGUGUACUAGCACUUCCUGAGAGCCAAAAAGAAGUUUAUUAGCGAUGAUGUAGUGCGUGUGGCUUUUCUUGACUAUAUAACCGAAUAAUCCAUGUACAGAAAAUGCUGUACGUACCUGUAUUCGGAUAUGGGAGUAACUCUAUCGAACAAGUGUCGCAGCGAGUCGGAGCCGACGUCUCAGCAAGGUGCGUGAGUUAAGGCUCUUACAGGAGAACACAGAUAUCACUCGAUGUCUUGAUAAGGUGAACAUAUACCUAUUCCUGUGGCCUUGUUUAGGUGAACGUAUGCCGAUGCCUAUGGCCUUGUUUAGGUGAACGUAUGCCGAUGCCUAUGGACUUGUUUAGGUGAACCUAUGCCGAUGCGUGUGGCCUUGUUUAGGUGAACCUAUGCCGAUGCGUGUGGCCUUGUUUAGGUGAACCUAUGCCGAUGCGUGUGGCCUUGUUUAGGUGAACCUAUGCCGAUGCGUGUGGCCUUGUUUAGGUGAACCUAUGCCGAUGCGUGUGGCCUUGUUUAGGUGAACCUAUGCCGAUGCGUGUGGCCUUGUUUAGGUGAACCUAUGCCGAUGCGUGUGGCCUUGUUUAGGUGAACCUAUGCCGAUGCGUGUGGCCUUGUUUAGGUGAACCUCUAUCCCUAAAAAAUCCUGCUCCAGGCUAGAAUCUGAAGCAGGCUAGAAUCUGAAACCUCUAUCCCUAAAAAAUCCUAGUCAGCUCCCCUCUUGGCACCAGCGCUAAUCGAAAGGGAUUCUUCAUCAUUACCAGCGUCGCUUUGUUGGCUUUUCAAAACGGUGGAAUGGGAGCGUGGCUACUGUUGUAAAAGAGAGCAGACCGGAAAUUAAGGGAAGAUAGACGUGUCCAGAUGUUAAAAGCAGAUCUGAAUUAUCCAGACCAGUCACCAGGACUUGGGUUUACGCAGUCAGAUCCGAAAAAUUAUCUCGCCGGUUUUCCUUCUUCAUCUCUAAGCCAAGUCUAUGCACCUCUAAGUAAAGUCUUUGUCGUGGCACUCUAGUCUUCCUGACGAAGGAAGAAGUUUGUCGACUAGACAGGUGGGAAACGGUGAACCCAGAGAACCCAAAAGAUUCCGCAGCAGCGUGGAUAUAUCGUCGUGUGCUAGCGGAGGUCGAAGUCAUGGGGAUUUAUGGUUGGUCAUGUGUCUUAGUACGAGAAUAAGAAAAGUAACCUGUUGAUUUUUCCUUCAUCGUGCGAGGUUAGUCCCUUCAGCCAAAAUAUGGGUAGAAGCUUGUUGUAGUUGUGCCAAGACUAAAAGAUUCAGAGCGAUGUCCAAAAAGGUUGUCUUCCUCUUCUGGUAGUAGAACAAAAGAGGUUUAUGACAAGGCUCGUUGUAAUAUUCUUCAUAGCCCACCCCAACAAGAAACCCAGACCUUAUUGGACACUCUGGUCUGCUCACGAGAUGCGAUAGACUGGGCUGUUUUGCGAGAAUCUGAGGGUGGCGAAAAUAUGGUCGAUGCUGCUGCUGGCCAACUACAAGUUACGGUGGUAUGAUUAUCUUGAGGCAAUUUGUUAUAAGAAAGAUAUUGAUAGAAGGAGAAGAAAGGGAUUUUUUGGGAAAGAUAUUGAGAGCCAUACAUUGGGAUAUCUAAAUCUUGUCAGAAUGAGAACGAUUUCACAGUAAUAUAGCGUAAGUACUAAGAUGUAGCAGCAUUUGGUUCUACUUUAUUUGUAAAACAACCGAAUAGUUUUCACCUCACCAAAUCUAGGCUUAUUCCGUGCAGCAAUACUUGAUUAGUACUAUGAUCCUCUGCUUUAAUCGAUAUCAAAGCACUGGAACAAGUGGGCGCUUGCUCUUACCCUGUACCAUCUACGUGAAGAACGGCGAUGAAUCAGAAGGAGAACCAAGUGUGGAUUAUCUUACCUAUGGACGGAUGUUAUAUGUUUUUUUUGUCUACUCUAGACUAGAAGAGUGGUGUUAAUUUUUCCUGUUCGACUUUUCAGUUUUCCCUACCCUGUCAAAGCAAAUACGUCAGAUACAAGUUCUUCCUCCUUGAUGUAAUGGUAGAAGUGGCGUAUGUGACAUAGUUCUUCCUCCUUGAUCUAAUGGCAGUGGCGUAUGUCACAUAGUUCUUCGUCCUGUUUAACACAUUUUUCCUCCUUCAUAUCCGUGCAGUAGCGCAUAAUUUGUCACUGUUUUUUAGCCAAGAGGACAUCGCGGAAGAACUGGGAGAAUCGCUCCUGAAAAAAGUUACCACGUUUUCUCAGGCUUGCAUAAGUUAAGGAUAAGGGAUCAUCAUUCAGGCAUACUGUUAGAGGCAUACUGUUAGAAGAUCCAGGCAUACAGUUCCAUGUGGUCUUCUAUCUCGGGUUGGAAGGGCACCAGUGUGUCAUCAUCAAGAAAUUAGAAAUUUUAGAAUAAUUUACGCUCACAGAUGAACUAUGGACGCGCCAAGAAGGUAGACGUCAGUAGUAGUGUAGAGCUCUUCUAAACGACCACUGGAGUGGGUACAUUCGUUCACUCAUUAUCUGGCGUUCUAGCCUGAGUAGAGGAGUGUUUUCUUAGAAGUCAAGGCAAUUUUCGUCUAAAUAAGAGCGUGAGGAAGAUCGAUCCUCCAGGAGAAGAUCCACGCACAUGCGGAAAAACCGAAGAUGAAAACUUAUGCAAUUUCGUUGUUGGGAAGAUGAACCAAAAAGGGAUGAAAAUGAAUGGAGGGUCUCUUUGUUGGAACCUUGGAGAUAGAACACCUAGUAAUGGACGACGCAUUGUUUACCUGGUAUGUGAUAAAGGGUGGGCAGACGAGCACUAUGAAGGACUCAAAAAUCUGAUUGUACUCACGAUCUUUUCAGGACUUGAACGUCUUGCGACUCAAGUUUUUAGUCUUCAGCAUCGAUUUUCGGAUUCAAAGCGCAUCGUAGUCAAGGUUUAACGCACGUGUAGAGAACAUUCUUGAAAACAGCUGAUGCGGCUUUAUUUUAAUGUGUGUUCUCUCAUUUAUAGUUGGAGUUAAUACUUCUUCAUUGUUCACUCUAUGUAUUGGUGGCAGCGUGAUGAGUGAAUGAAUAUUCACUCUAAAAAAAUCUCAGUUGUGAGGACCUGUUCCACUCUGAAUGGUGAUGUAAUCAGUCCGUACUUCGUGAAGAAGGGCAUAAAUGAUAUUAACGGAUUUGAUUACCACACUAAAUGGGCGGAUCAAGGCCUCGUCCACGGUGCCUGUGAGCCUGCAACCAAGUCUACAAUCACGCAACACGCAUAUCUGGGCUACUAUAGGAGAAAAGCCGUGAAUACUUGAUAAUUUCUCAUGCGACAUUCUUGCUCUCCUUGUGAGGUGCAAGAGUGUUGGAAGGCCUUACCACAUCCACUAAUAUGCUACAAAGGGACGCUGCUGCUUCCCCUUCGGGACCUUUUCAGGAACUGUUUCGUCUUGCCGAUAGUAGAGAGCGACUACUUCAUCUAGCAAUGCUGAUGAUGGCGAUGGCGAUGUUUGUAGAAAUUUGAAGUGUUCCUUUUUGAGGUACUUUCUUUUUGAGGUAGC
This is a messenger RNA of Amoebophrya sp. A25, 3573 nucleotides long. The record is from the annotation of a GenBank genome assembly. Lineage: Eukaryota; Dinophyceae; Syndiniales; Amoebophryaceae.